Dictyostelium discoideum AX4 is the source of this 828-nucleotide messenger RNA. RefSeq lists its product as hypothetical. NCBI's taxonomy places the organism in Eukaryota, Evosea, Eumycetozoa, Dictyosteliales, Dictyosteliaceae. The transcript has a single exon. Bases 1 to 828 code for a protein of 275 amino acids. The record is from RefSeq and is a predicted model, not a curated record.
AUGGAAACAAUAAAUAAACCAAAUAAAUUAAAAAUCAAAGAGAACUAUAUAAACCAAUUGGAUCUUUCUUUUCAAUUUUCUCAAUCUCAAUUUUUAAAUAAUAAUAAUAAUAAUAAUAAUAAUAAUAAUAAUAAUAAUAAUAAUAAUAAUAAUAAAAAUGAAGAAUUAAAUGAAAAUGAAAAAAUUGAACUAGAGAAUUAUUUGAAGGAAUUAAAGCAAAUGAUGCUUGAACAAUUUAAAGACAAUGUUGAAAUAAUUGUUACAAAUUUAGAAGAUUCAAAAGAAAUUAAAAAUCAAAAUGAAAAACAACAACAACAACAACAAAAACCAAGUUUAGUUUCAAAAGUUUUAAAAAUUGAAACAGAAGUUGCAGAUCCAUCAAUGAUUCAACAAGCAUCUACAUUACAAAAACAAUUAGAAUCAUUAGUAACAAAAGUCACCCAACUUAGACAAGAUGUACCUUCAAUUAUACAAGCUGAAAUAUCUCAAAAUCUUCAAAAAUCUUCAUUAUUAAUUAAUAAUUCAACAAAUUUAACAACAAUAACAACAACAACAACAACAACAACAACAACACCAAUUAAUAAUAAUAAUAAUAAUAAAAAAGGAAAUAAUAAUAAAAAAGGAAAAGAAAUUGAACAACAUAAUGUGGUAGUUGAUGAAAAUAAAGAAUUAGAAGACUAUCAUGAAUCAGUGUUGACAAUUGUUACCAAUGUUUCUGAAAAUAUUGAAUCCAUUUCAACUGAUUCAUUAGAAAUUAAAAAGAAAAUCAAUGAUGUUUUGGAGAAAUCUAAACAAACUAUUGAAGUUACAAGAAUACUUUUAAAAUAA